Molecule: messenger RNA, 8112 nt
Organism: Mobula hypostoma (lesser devil ray)
Lineage: Eukaryota; Metazoa; Chordata; Chondrichthyes; Myliobatiformes; Myliobatidae
Product: guanine nucleotide-binding protein G(I)/G(S)/G(T) subunit beta-2
Exons: 10
Coding region: 401-1423 (340 amino acids)
Biological process (GO): G protein-coupled receptor signaling pathway
Cellular component (GO): heterotrimeric G-protein complex; cytoplasm
Molecular function (GO): signaling receptor complex adaptor activity; protein binding
Source: RefSeq, a predicted model, not a curated record
GGCAAAGGAAAUGAGUGGGAAGAAAGGCAAGUGAGAUUGAGCGGAGCUGAAUUACGGUCGGCCACCCUUGCACCCCUUUGGCUGGGCGCCCGAGUCGAUGGUGGAGUCCGAGAGUGUACGGGCGCGGCCUCGGGUGGCCGACUGUGGACAACUCCUGGGUUGAGGCCUCUCCCUUUUCCUCCUGCUCCUCCCUCCCUCCCAUCUCGUCCCCGGACCAGAAGCAGAGGGGGAGGAAGAAUAAGACGUCGUGCGUUUCUUCUUCUCGGCCGCAGAACACGAUAGUUCACCCCCUAGUACCACUUCUCCAGAGCCCCGCUCGCUGACAGCGGGACACCGUUAGCUGAAGAUUUCUGAUUGGCCAACUGGUGGUGGAUCAGUGACGUGUGCUUGACUGGAGACAAUGAGUGAGCUCGAGCAGCUACGUCAGGAGGCAGAGCAGCUACGGAACCAGAUAAGGGACGCAAGGAAAGCAUGUGGCGACUCCACGCUGUCCCAGAUUACGGCUGCCCUCGACCCGGUUGGGAGAAUCCAGAUGCGGACACGCCGCACCUUGAGGGGUCACUUGGCCAAGAUCUACGCCAUGCAUUGGGGCACCGACUCCAGACUGUUAGUAAGCGCCUCUCAGGAUGGAAAAUUAAUUAUCUGGGAUAGCUACACAACAAAUAAGGUUCACGCCAUUCCGCUCCGGUCGUCCUGGGUUAUGACGUGUGCUUAUGCCCCAUCUGGAAACUACGUGGCCUGUGGUGGCCUGGACAACAUCUGCUCCAUCUACAGCCUAAAGACCCGCGAGGGGAACGUGCGAGUGAGCAGGGAGCUCCCAGGUCACACAGGUUAUUUGUCUUGCUGCCGUUUCCUGGAUGAUAACCAGAUUGUCACGAGCUCUGGUGAUACAACCUGCGCUCUGUGGGAUAUUGAGACCGGGCAGCAAACAACCACCUUUACGGGCCACAGUGGAGACGUCAUGAGCCUCUCCCUCUCCCCGGACUUCAAAACAUUUGUGUCAGGUGCCUGUGAUGCCUCAGUCAAGCUCUGGGAUGUGCGGGACAGCAUGUGUCGACAGACCUUCACCGGUCAUGAGUCGGACAUCAACGCCGUCUGUUUCUUCCCCAAUGGGAAUGCCUUUGCCACAGGGUCGGAUGACGCCACCUGCCGGCUGUUCGACCUGCGGGCUGACCAGGAACUGAUGAUGUACUCCCACGACAACAUCAUCUGCGGCAUUACAUCCGUGGCCUUCUCCAAGAGUGGCCGCCUCCUGCUGGCUGGAUAUGACGAUUUCAACUGCAACAUCUGGGACUCCAUGAAGGGCGACCGCGCCGGAGUCCUGGCUGGUCACGACAACAGAGUGAGUUGCCUGGGGGUGACGGACGAUGGAAUGGCUGUAGCAACAGGAUCUUGGGACAGCUUCUUAAAAAUUUGGAACUAACGCUGAUGUGAAAUGCCGUCCCAGUGUAAAAAAACACACACACACAUACCACACGCAUCUUUCCUAGAGUUGAAACCUAUCACCCUCCUUCUCUCCCCCUCCCUUGAAGAAUUAACCUGGUUUGGAUUGGGGAGGAGGUGGUCGAUGUAUCUGCAGUAGAACAGAUACUGGAAAAUACAUAAUCACACCGAUAAUCGCCCCGAUUCCCAGUGUGCUCUAUUGAAGGUGAAGUUUUGCUUGUCUGUUUAAAACAUCGAAAAAUACUUUAAAAAAAAUUCCAUCAGUUUGUGUAUAGAGUGCCCAGAAGCAAGAUUGAAAUCAAUUCUUUUUUUCCUAAGAAAUUUGACGUGAGAACUGUUGAUUUAAUUAUUGUCGUUGGACUUAAUUCAUUAGGUUUGCGUUUAGUUUGUGUGUGAGUGCAUGUCCGGCAUUGAGUCUCUGCCUGUGGGUGUGGGUGUGUGUCUGUGUCCAUGUGUAUGAGUGCAGAAGUUUCCCUUAUCAGAAUACAGUUACUAAAAUAUUUCUCACUUAGAGGCGCCCCUCAUCCUUUGAGCACUAUUGAUGCCCGGCUUAACUUUGGGAGCUGGUGGUGAGCCUUAAUGUUCACCCCGCGUCACUGUGCUUUCUCCCCCUUGCUGCCAGGCUUUCUCCCUGCACUGAGCACUGUGACCGUCAGCUAUUCCAAGGGAUGGGCCUACGGUUGAGUAAUUCAAGAACCCUCCCUGGUGGGAGGGGACACUCUGUUGUGUGGGUGCUCCUAUACUCUGAUGCAGUUAUUGAAAACAGAAGCGAGUCUUUCUCUCGUGGUGGUGUGGUGGGGUUGUCUUGGUUGACUGAAUGUGCAGAGUGUAAGGCAAUGGAGAUGACUUUUCCUCCUUGAGGUGCCUUCUUUAUUCCCUUGCAUCCAGGGAGAGCCACCAAUGUUCCCUCUAAUUUUUAGUAGUCAGUGUGCGCAAAUUUUUUUCCUGUGACAAAAGUAUGUGCACACUGAAUGCACGCAUGGCACUGUUUAUGUAGGUUUACAAAAUAUUUGACAUAAAACUGCACAGAAUAACAAAAUAACAUGCAUAUUUAAGUCACUCAGUUAUUUUUUCUCUCUCCUGUCUUUGGCAUUUACCCAUUCUUUGUAAACUCUAUCUAGACUAAUAGAACUUCCAUCCAAUUGAUAGCUUUUGAUUCUCAUUAACAUAUCAAAAUGACGUUCACCUACACGGUUUCUCAGCUUGUUUUUGAGUUGAUUCAUUAGGCUGAAACCUUGUUCACAGUCCGCGCUAGAUGCAAGAAAGGUUCCCCCAAUGUCCAUCAACUGUGCAAGGACACAAAACUGUUCAUUUUGAAGUACAAAUGCCACCAUUUGAGCAAAGUCCAUGCAGCCAUGAUGCAGCUGUACAAACCGGAAAAGGAAAAGUGGGGUGACGUAAAUUAGUGACGUGCAUUGUGGUAUUUGAAAAACCAACUAAUUAGUUAACAUAAAUAUUUAGCUAAAAGAUUAUUUUCAAUAAGUAUAAUGAUUAAUUACUACAUUAUUUUAGGUAACUAACCUUUCGUGCGCACAUUAAUUUCCUUUGUGUGCUGGUUGAGAAACAAGUGCGCGCGUGCAGAUACGCACAGCUUAGAGGGAACAUAGAGAGCCACUGCCUCCCAGCUCCAGAGAUCUGAGUUCAAUCCCCCACCUUUGCCAGUGUGCGUGCAUGUGUAUGCCUGUGUCUGUGUGAAGUCAGCACAUUCUCCCUGUGACCAUGUGGGUUUCCCCCAGUGCUCCAAUUCCCUCCCACAUCCCAGCAGCAUAUGGGGUUGGUGGGUUAAUCAGACGUGUGUGGGUGAGGGGUGGAAUCUGGGGAGAUUAACACAGGCGAGGGUAGGAUCGGUGUAACUGGGUGGUUGGUGAUCAACACAGAUUCUGUAGGUCAAAGGGCCUGUGUCUGUGCUGUCCCUUUCCUCCUCUGAGCCAGCGUUAAGGGGGUGUACCAUGUAGUGAGACUGUCCUGUCUUCUCCCUCCCACUGCAGCAUGACUGUCUCGCGUCAGCAUCCCCGGAAUCAGGGAGAGACCUCCAUUCUGAAAGGCUUAAGUCUGUAUUGUGGCUCUCUUUGUGUCUGGGGUUGGAAUCUGAGCCUCAUGUACACUUCCGGAUGCUGUUUACUGCACUCCGACCCUUGCCUGUCGCCCGCACGCUCAUACAGAGAAUAGUAAAGCUAUGUCCCUUCCUUGCGGAGUCUUCGUCUGAUCAUCACACCGUGGUGUAGAUGGUGAGCUGUAGCCGUUCCAUACUGCCUGCGCCUGCUCGUAUGGGCAGAACCUGCACCAUUGCUGUCCCAGCUCUCUCAUCCUCACUGUAGCCCUGGCCCUGGCUUCACAGACUGGCCAUAGUCCAUGUUAAGCUUCCCUCUUCUGCAUCCCAAGCGUGGGGAAACUCUGCUCUGGCUUCUGGAGGACCUGUCCACUUGGAACUGAUCACGUUUGGCAGUGGAGUGCUGUGUAUCUGUCUGUCACAGUGUGAGUCUGCGUGUGUGUACGUGUGCAUGGAGAGGGUGCGGGAUCCUGGUUAGAGAACUGAGAUGAAGUGUUAGAGCACCCACUCACAUCGCUGCACGGAGUAGUUCCACCCUUCCUUUGGUCUCAGCCUGAAACCUGAAGCUACCAGUGAGUGACUCGUAGGGACUGGAAUCCGACCCCAACACCACUACCCUCCUGCCCACUGUAGCGACCUCCCAUCUGCUGGGUUUGUUGUUCUCUCUCACUGUCUCUCUCACUCUCACUCACUCUCACUCACUCUCUCACUCACUCAUUCUCUCACACAUUUUCUUUCACUGUCUCUCUGUCUUAUUCACUCUCUCUCUCUCUCUCUCACAUACACACACACUUGCAAACACUCACUCAUAUUCUCCCUCUAUCUCGCCCUCUUUCCCCCAUCUCUCUCUCUCUUUCCCUCCCAACCAGUAACAAGGAGGGUGGGGAUGUUGUCAGCUGGUCUUCCUCCAGUGCCCCAGUGUGUGGAGAGUACACUUAGUGUCCUGACCCCACUGGACUGGUGCACUGCAUAGUUGUUCACUGCUGCUGAGUGUGUGCUCACCAUUGCACUAAAUGUGUUCACUUGUGAAAGUGGACCCUUACAUAAUGACUCCCACCUUGCGAGGGAGUCCCGUCCACACUGUCUGCACUGGGUAAGAGGUUAGAGAUUUGCAUUGAUUAUGAAAGUCCCCCUUUGACCUGAGUACUAAGAUCACUGAUGAAACAAACCUUAAGCAUUUUUCGGUAACUUGUAUACCCAGCAAGUAUUAGAAUAAUUGAAAGUAAUUACAUAUCUUGUUGAAUCAUCAAAAAUUCUGCUUUUGUGCCAUAUUUUGUAUUGUGUUCUCUCUCGAAACCUUGUUUUUUCCCUCCACAUAUGGCCAUAACAUAGAAACUAGCUUUUGUUCAUGUGACAGUGCCAAGAAUAAUAAAGCUGGGUGCUCGGUCUCUGUGCCAACCACGUGUGUUGCUGUGUCCACCAGAGACCCAUGGUGGACACCAACCAGUAAGUCCAGCCCAAGUAAGCUGCUGGCCCAUCUGGAUAUGCCAGUAGUGUAUUCUGGCAGAAAGCAGCCCCUCCUUCCAUACCCAAAUCUGUAGGGCGAGUUGGGGAGGGGGGGUGGUUCUGCGCAGUGGAGUGAAGCAGCGUGGUCCCCGUCUGUGGUAGGUCACCUGGCCCCUGCCCAUCCAGUCUCCCACCGCAGGGACCAGUGCAUAAGAGAAACCCUAGAGUUAACGAUCAGUAAGUUUGCCAAUCUCAGCCCUGGAAACCAUUGAUGAAGAUGCAUCAAUGUACACAAAAUGCCAGAGGAACUCAGCAGGUUAGGCAGCAUCUGUGGAGCGAAAUGGGCAGUCAGCGUCUUGGGUUGAGACCCUUCAUCGUCAGCUGUCCAUUUCAUACUUGGCAGUGGUUGGUUGUCAAAUGGCCUCUUUUCCCCUUUACCUGCUUACCCCAUUCCCCUUCCUCUUACCUGCUAAGCAAACAGAAGUGAUCAUUUAGAGGUUAUUGUGUGAGAAGUAAUUAGCAUUUAGCGAGGGGAGGGAUAGAAGGAAGUUUCCCUCACAUCUAAAGAAGAGGUCACAUCUUGUAACGUGACAGACGUUUUCUGAUCCUGAGUGUGAGCAUCUGUGACAUGCUGUGCCUCGGAUUGAUGGCCUGUUCCCUACCUCGUAAUCUCCCUCUCUGGGCAAGCAUUAAUACCUGCCUUCCUCCAGCAUUCCACCAAGCCUUCCCAGCUUUUUUUUUGGAGCUUCCCAAGUCCCAACCUGCAAUCAAAUAUCUGACAGCAGAGGGGAGGAAACUGCUCCUGAAUCAUUGAAUGCAGGUCUUCAGGCUCUUCGAUGGUUGUAAUGAGAAGAGGGCAUGUCACCACAUGGUGAGGGUCCUUGGUGAUGGAUGAAACGUCGCCUUUUGAAGAUGUCCUUAGUGGUGGAGAGAGUUAUGCCUGUGAUGGAGUUGUCCGAGUCUUCAGCCCUCUGCAGCCUCUUUGGAGAGUUGUGUCAGUCUAGUGGUCUGGUUGAUGUUCUGAUGGUGACCCCACCACCAUUGUUGACAGAUUCUCUGAGCGCUGUCGCGCACAGUGUAAAGGAGCAGAGUUGGUGACCCCUCUCCUAAAUGUCAGCAGUGAGGACUCCUAAAGGUUGCACCAUUGAGUGUCCAGAAGGGUUGUGGUCGCUGCGUCCAGGACCAAGUUGGUCACCCAGUCUCAAGCUGAGUGGUGCCAACAAAACCCCACCUGAGCCGUAUCACCGAGAGGGGGUGGGGGUGGUAAGUGUCAUCCCGCUAACACCAUUGAGCCCCCCCCCCCAAUGCUAUGGUGAUAACUAGAAAUAGAUCGGAGCAAUAACGAGCCGGAGGGUUACCACUUCCAUAACCCACCUAGCAGAACCAUGGGGAACAUCACCUCUUCUCUUCCAACCCCACCCUCUUUCCUUGCAGACCUUUCUUUGGGGAGAAGGUUGUGGUCUCAGAUGUCCCUAUGAACGUGCGUUGAGAGUGGAGUUUUGUUCUCAGUGCGGUCCUUGUUCUUGGGAUGUCUCGUGCACUCAGAGGGUUGGUGAGAGUGUGGAACAGGCUGCGGGGGUCAAUUGUAAUACUUCAGAGAAGUUUGGGUAGGUACAUGGAUGAGAGAGGUCUGGAGGCUAUGAUGCUGGUAGAUGAGAUGAGGUGCAGACUAGAUGGGCAGAAGGGCCUGUUUCUCUAUGGUCUAACUUUAUGUAUGCAGCUGAUAGGUUAACUGAUGGUAUAAGUGCAAGGGAGCUUUGUCCUCACUGUGGGGGGGGGAGAUAUACGUCCUCAGCUCCCCUCCCCCCCCCCCCCGAAGCCCAGGACUAUGCAGAAGCUGGGAGAGGAUCAGUGCCUCUUUCCCGCAUGGCUGGGAAUGUGUGUCCUGGUUACAUGUUGGUAUGGUGCGUUGUCUCCCACCUCGAGAGAUCUGGGUUUAGUCCCGACCUCCAGCGCGUCUCGAAUGUCUGUGAGCGCAGUUUCCUCCACAUCCCGAUGACGUGUGAGGUUGCUGGGUUUACUGCCUCCCACUCACAGCGCCCUUUCCUUUGCUAGAAAUGGAGUUGAUAGUAAUGUGUAACUGGGGCGGGUCAGCAUGGACAGGUGUGGGCCGAAGGGCCUGUUUCUGUCCUGCCUCCUCUCCUCUAAACCAGAGUUAAGGGAGGGGGUGCACUGUGUAGUUAAACUGCCCUCUCCUCCCCACUGCGUGUGUGAGUGUCUCACCUCGCCAUCCCCAGAAUCAGGAAGAGAGAGACCUCUGUCCCGAGGGUAACCCACCAAGCUUGAUAGGGAAGCUGCUGCUGAUUUUUCCCCACUGCUGGGAGAGAUUUAAUCCUACACGGCUGGGAGGCUGGAAUAUGUCACCAAAAAAAUCUGCAGAUGCUGGAAAUCCAAAGCAACACACACAAAAUUUUGGAGGAACUCAGCAAAUCAGGCAACAUCUAUGGUCAACGUUUCGGGCUGAGACCCUUCUUCAGGACAGAGAAGAGACUCUUUCCCACAGAUGCUGCCUGGCCUGCUGCGUUCCUCCGGCAUUUUGAGGCUGGAAUGUGUGUCCCAGGUUAGAAGCUGGGAAGGCUGAGUGGGUGGAGCCGCUGUCUGCAGCCACCAGAGAAGUGCGAGAGAGGGAGAAUGGGAAUGGAAAGCUGCUAAUAGACUUCAUCUUAGUGGACCCAAGUGAUUCAAGUAUUUUAAAUCAGCCCUAACAGGGUUUACCAAACGUCCCCUUCACUGCGUCUCCUGUACCUCCUUCCUCCCCUCGAGGCGACACCCACACACCAGUUUACAAUUGGAACUCCCUCCUGUGCCUGUAUAACCACGUGCAGACUCUUCUGCCUCAGGCAAGCUAUUUGUGUUUCAAACGGAAGAUAAUGUUUAAGAAAACAAAAUUUUUAAAAAUGUCUGCUAUUGUCGCUCACUUUUACUUUGUGUGUAUAUAUUAUAUAUAUUGAAACAACCUCUGCGUAGUGUGGUAACACAUUAUAAUGGGGAAAUAUCUAUGUUGUGUAACAAGAUACGAACCGUGCAUUUAUAAAAAAAAAUUCCUACAUUUGUUUUUAGAGAUUGUAUUUAUCUGUAUCUGAUUUUAACUUGUUUUAGUGAGAUUGCGUUGUAACUAAGACGAAAACUUUAAAAAAAAAGUAGAUGUUCUGAUUUUUUUUUGACAUUAUUGG